AUGGACACGCCAAAGGUUAAAACCACCAUGAAACAGGUCUGUGAUAAUUGUCGCCGCCGCAAACUCAAAUGCAACCGUCUCUAUCCAUGCGAUAGAUGCCGGAGUGCUCUUCUCUGCUGCGCAUACACGGACGUCUUACAGCGGAAAGGCCCGAAAUUUCGCACCUUCUAUCCCCGCUCUUCUCUCAGCUCUCCUGGCAAUGAAUCUCCCUGUUCGCCAUCGUUUCCAACGCCCCCUCACUCCACCUUCUCUGGAGAUUUUGAUAAAAGUCUUCCACCUCUUCCCGCUCCGCCAUUUCUCUUGCCCGGACCCGUCAUCUCUUCUGAUAGUUCAUCGUGGGAGUAUCCACCAGACCCUCAACCGGUCUCUUCCCGCCUGUCUUCUUUGGUUAUUCUCGCGCAUUUGAAUGUGUAUCUAAAGUACUUAUUCCCUAUUAUGCCUGUCUUCAAACCAGAUCAAGUACUGGCGGACAGCAGCGAACCGGCACGUCUACCUCCACAGCGAUAUGCAUUUCUUGCAGCCCUUUGCGCAGCAACUCAUAUCCAACUGAAACUGGAUGGGCCGGCACAGCGUGAUGGGUCGGACAAAGAUCCAACACCCAUAGACGACGGAACGUUAAUAUCGGGAGAGGAUUUGUUAUCAGAAGCCCUAAGAGCAAGGCUGGAUUACGACCUGAUCGACUCUCCAAGCAUCGACAAUCUUCUCACCUCAUUUUAUCUCUUCAUCUCGUACGGAAAUCUGGAAAGACACCACCACGCAUGGUACUAUCUUUGCCAGGCGGUCUUCAUGGCCCACACAUUGAGGCUUCACCAAGAGUCGUCGUACUCCAAUUUUGACGCCGGUGAAGCUGAGGAGAGACGAAGGGUAUUCUGGCUGCUUUUUGUCACUGAAAGGGCGUAUGCACUUCAGCAAACCAAACCUGUUAUGUUGAGGAAUUCUAUAAGAAAACCAGAAGUCUUCAAUGAGGACGACCCUAUCCUUGCGUACGGGUUUCUGAACUUAAUUAAUCUCUUCGAGAAACUUUCUCCAGAUCUUUACGACUGGAUUGUUUCAGGCCAGGUAGAUGAGGCUUCCGGACAAGCACUAGCAAAUCUAAUUUUUCGCGACUUGAGUUCCCCUAUGUCCCUGGAAGGAGUAUUAGAGACUCAGCAAAUUGACAUUCUUGUCACUCAACAGUGGCUCCGAGCGGCAAUGUGGAAGCUCCCAGAGCGUGAAAUGUUCCAAAAGUCAUUCGGAAGCCAAGGGACGCUUCCAUCUGACCUCUCCAUUGCGGCAAGGAGAUCAAUGAUGGAGGUUCUAGAAGUGGCAUCGGAAGCCGCAAUAGAUUCCGAGGGCAUUGGAACAGUCCAUUCGUUCUAUCCGUUCUUCCCGAUCCGUCGAGCAGCAGUUAGCUAA
Paracoccidioides brasiliensis Pb18 is the source of this 1395-nucleotide messenger RNA. RefSeq lists its product as uncharacterized. Gene Ontology annotation, biological process: DNA-templated transcription; regulation of DNA-templated transcription. Bases 1 to 1395 code for a protein of 464 amino acids. Gene Ontology annotation, molecular function: zinc ion binding; DNA-binding transcription factor activity, RNA polymerase II-specific; DNA binding. The record is from RefSeq and is a predicted model, not a curated record. The transcript has 2 exons.